Molecule: messenger RNA, 992 nt
Organism: Drosophila willistoni
Lineage: Eukaryota; Metazoa; Arthropoda; Insecta; Diptera; Drosophilidae
Gene: scu
Product: 3-hydroxyacyl-CoA dehydrogenase type-2
Exons: 2
Coding region: 90-857 (255 amino acids)
Biological process (GO): androgen metabolic process; estrogen metabolic process; fatty acid metabolic process
Cellular component (GO): mitochondrion
Molecular function (GO): estradiol 17-beta-dehydrogenase [NAD(P)+] activity
Source: RefSeq, a predicted model, not a curated record
AUCACCACAAGCAACCGGUGUUUUUUUUUUGUUGCACUCUUGAGUUCAUCUGAUCAGUCCGCUAUUACACUUUCUCAAACUAAAUCGAAAUGAUUAAGAACGUUGUUUCUCUUGUUACUGGUGGAGCCUCUGGCCUGGGUCGUGCAACAGUUGAGCGCUUGGCUAAACAAGGAGCCAGCGUUGUCCUUGCCGAUUUGCCUUCCUCCCAGGGCAACGAAGUGGCCAAAGAGCUGGGCGACAAAGUUGUCUUUGUUCCCGUCGAUGUUAGCUCUGAGAAGGAUGUGACUGCAGCUGUUCAGACGGCCAAGGAUAAGUUUGGUCGCCUGGACUUGACUGUGAACUGUGCAGGUACUGCGACCGCUGUAAAGACCUACAAUUUCAACAAGAAUGUGGCUCACAGGCUGGAGGAUUUCCAGCGUGUCAUUAAUGUGAACACUGUGGGCACCUUCAAUGUGAUUCGCCUGUCGGCUGGCCUGAUGGGCGCCAACGAGCCCAACCAGGAUGGUCAACGUGGCGUCAUUGUGAACACCGCCUCGGUGGCUGCCUUCGAUGGCCAAAUCGGUCAGGCCGCCUACUCCGCCUCAAAGGCCGCGGUUGUGGGCAUGACUCUGCCGAUUGCCCGCGACUUGAGCACUCAGGGUAUUCGCAUUUGCACCAUUGCGCCCGGUCUCUUCAAUACCCCCAUGUUGGCUGCUUUGCCCGAAAAGGUGCGCACCUUCCUGGCCAAAUCCAUACCGUUCCCCCAGCGUCUGGGUGAGCCCAGCGAAUAUGCUCAACUGGUGCAGGCAAUUUAUGAGAACCCAUUGCUCAAUGGAGAAGUUAUUCGUCUGGAUGGUGCUCUCCGCAUGAUGCCCUAAGCAAGGAAGGGAAUCAAAUUCCACCCAAUCAGUUCAGUGCAUUUACACAAGUUGUUUCCAAUCUUCCAGGCAAAUAGUAAUUAAGUUAAAAAGUGUUGAAAUUAUGUUAUUCAAAAAAAAAAAAAAAACAAUAUU